This is a messenger RNA of Triticum turgidum subsp. durum (durum wheat), 1116 nucleotides long. Lineage: Eukaryota; Viridiplantae; Streptophyta; Magnoliopsida; Poales; Poaceae. The record is from the annotation of a GenBank genome assembly.
AUGGCGCGGCGAUCCGCCCCGCUCCUCCGCCGCCUGGUCUCCUCCGCGCCGCCCCUCCCGGGCCACGGCGGCGGCGCGCGCCGCACGGUGACCUACAUGCCCCGCCCGGGCGACGGCACCCCGCGUCCCGUCACGCUCAUCCCGGGCGACGGCAUCGGGCCCCUCGUCACCGGCGCCGUCGAGCAGGUCAUGGAGGCGAUGCACGCGCCCGUCUACUUCGAGUCCUACGACGUCCACGGCGACAUGCCCGCCGUGCCCCCCGCCGUCAUCGAGUCCAUCCGCCGCAACAAGGUCUGCCUCAAGGGCGGCCUCGCCACCCCCGUCGGCGGGGGCGUCUCCUCCCUCAACAUGCAGCUCCGCAAGGAGCUCGACCUCUUCGCCUCCCUCGUCAACUGCGCCAACGUCCCCGGCCUGCCCACCAGGCACCAGAACGUCGACAUCGUCGUCAUCAGGGAGAACACCGAGGGCGAGUACUCGGGCCUCGAGCACGAGGUCGUCCCGGGGGUCGUCGAGAGCCUCAAGGUCAUCACGAAGUUUUGCUCUGAGAGGAUUGCCAAAUAUGCCUUCGAGUAUGCUUACCUUAACUACCGGAAGAAAGUCACGGCAGUGCAUAAAGCAAACAUCAUGAAACUUGCUGAUGGUUUGUUCUUGGAGUCUUGCCGUGAGAUUGCCGCUAAAUAUCCAAGUAUUGAGUAUAACGAAAUUAUUGUUGACAACUGCUGCAUGCAACUUGUUUCAAGGCCUGAGCAAUUUGAUGUUAUGGUUACGCCUAACCUUUACGGCAAUUUGGUUGCCAACACAGCUGCAGGUCUUGUUGGAGGAACAGGUGUCAUGCCAGGAGGUAAUGUGGGUCAGGAUCAUGCCAUCUUCGAGCAAGGUGCUUCUGCAGGAAAUGUGGGAAAUGACAAUCUUGUAGAGCAGCAGAAAGCAAACCCUGUCGCCCUGCUCCUGUCGUCCGCUAUGAUGUUGAGGCAUUUGCAGUUCCCGUCGUUCGCUGACCGUCUGGAAACUGCGGUGAAGCGGGUCAUUGCAGAGGGCAAGUACAGGACAAAGGAUCUGGGCGGCACCAGCACCACCCAGGAAGUUACUGAUGCAGUGAUCGCUAAUCUGGAUUAG